This is a messenger RNA of Mirounga angustirostris (Northern elephant seal), 2781 nucleotides long. It is a transcript of the gene SEPTIN10, whose product is annotated as septin 10. Gene Ontology annotation, cellular component: septin complex; septin ring; cell division site. Gene Ontology annotation, biological process: cytoskeleton-dependent cytokinesis; intracellular protein localization. The transcript is spliced from 12 exons. NCBI's taxonomy places the organism in Eukaryota, Metazoa, Chordata, Mammalia, Carnivora, Phocidae. The coding region runs from base 531 to 1997 and encodes 488 amino acids. The record is from RefSeq and is a predicted model, not a curated record. Gene Ontology annotation, molecular function: GTPase activity; GTP binding; molecular adaptor activity.
CGCCCCCUCCCCGCCCCAUGGCCCGCCCACUUCCGGCCUUCGCGGGGGCCCGCAAUCAGUGCGCCCGCCCGCUGCUGUCCGCUGGCCGAGGUUUGUUUCCUCGCAUCUUCUUCCUCAGGUCCCGAAUCUCCUCCAGUCACCCUCCCCCUGCAUGAAUUUGUCGUUCUAUGAGACGUCGAGGGGCACUCCUAUGAGAGGCUCGCUUCGCGCGCCCGCUCAACGAUUUGGCGCGGUUAAUGGCGCGCGCCCCGCCUAGUGGGGGCCUCCGCCCUCCGGCUCUGCGCCCUCGCGUCACUGAGGCCACUAGGCUUGGCUCCUCCCCUUUCCCCAACACCCCCUCCAUGCUACCCCCCUCCCCCAGCGGAGGCUGGUCCCGCCCGUUACACCCGCCUCCGGCCCGCGCUUCGCGCGUUCCACCCGUUCCGGCCCCCCCUUGGUUCCCUUCGUGGUCCGGACGCUCGCUCGGGAGCCGGGGCUGAGACCCCCGCUUCACUGGGACCCCCGCCUUCGCUCAGCUCUCGCUCGGGACCAUGACCUCUGAGGUGGCGCGGCACCUGCUCUAUCAGUCUCACAUGCCAACAAAAACAACUUGUCUGUCCUCACAAGUAUCUGAUGAUGAACAGAAACAAAAAAAAGAAAAUAUUCGUUCUUUAACUAUGUCUGGCCAUGUUGGUUUUGAGAGUUUGCCUGAUCAGCUGGUCAAUAGAUCCAUUCAGCAAGGCUUCUGUUUUAAUAUUCUCUGUGUGGGGGAGACUGGAAUUGGAAAAUCAACGCUGAUUGACACAUUGUUUAACACUAAUUUUGAAGACCAUGGAUCCUCACAUUUUUACCCACAUGUUAGACUUAAAGCCCAGACAUAUGAACUCCAUGAAAGUAAUGUUCGAUUGAAAUUGACCAUUGUGAAUACAGUAGGAUUUGGUGACCAAAUAAACAAAGAAGAGAGCUACCAACCGAUAGUUGACUACAUAGAUGCUCAGUUUGAGGCCUAUCUCCAAGAGGAGCUGAAGAUCAAGCGCUCUCUCUUUAACUACCACGAUUCUCGCAUCCAUGUGUGCCUCUACUUCAUCUCCCCUACAGGUCACUCUCUGAAGACACUGGAUCUCUUAACAAUGAAGAGCCUUGACAGCAAGGUGAACAUUAUACCAGUGAUUGCCAAAGCAGAUGCAAUUUCUAAAGCUGAAUUACAGAAGUUUAAGAUCAAGCUCAUGAGUGAAUUGGUUAGCAACGGUGUUCAGAUAUAUCAGUUUCCAACAGACGAUGAAACUAUUGCUAAAAUCAAUGCUUCAAUGAAUGGACAUUUGCCAUUUGCUGUUGUAGGAAGUAUGGAUGAGGUAAAAGUUGGAAAUAAGAUGGUCAAAGCUCGCCAGUACCCUUGGGGUGUUGUACAAGUGGAAAAUGAAAACCACUGUGACUUUGUAAAGCUCCGGGAAAUGCUCAUUUGUACAAACAUGGAAGAUCUGCGAGAACAGACCCACACUAGGCAUUAUGAACUUUACAGGCGUUGCAAACUGGAGGAAAUGGGGUUUACAGAUGUGAGCCCAGAGAAUAAGCCACUCAGUCUUCAAGAAACCUAUGAAGCCAAAAGACAUGAAUUUUAUGGUGAACGUCAGAGGAAGGAAGAAGAAAUGAAGCAGAUGUUUGUGCAGCGAGUAAAGGAGAAAGAAGCCAUAUUGAAAGAAGCUGAAAGAGAGCUGCAGGCCAAAUUUGAACACCUUAAAAGAGUUCACCAAGAAGAGAGAAUGAAGCUUGAAGAGAAGAGAAGACUCUUGGAAGAAGAAAUAAUUGCUUUCUCAAAAAAGAAAGCUACCUCAGAGAUAUACCAGAACCAGUCCUACAUGGCAUCGGGCAGCAACCUGAAGAAGGACAAGGACCGUAAGAAGGAACCAGGCUAUCGAUUCGAACUCCUGUGCUUUGAUGUCAGAGCUUGUGAAACCAAUGGUGGACGUAAAGAUGCAGAGGAAGGUAGAGAGGGCCCCUGUACAAUGGGGCGGCCAUGAGUAGCAUUUGGAUGAUAAUCUCAAGACUUAUAGGUUUGGGCUCCAAUUUUAUGUAAAACAAAGGUUCCAGAUCACAGAAGGUCAUCACAAGCAAAAAUUAUUAAAAUGUUAGAAGUAUACUUUGAUUUUCUUGCUGUUUUUAUUUGCUGUAUCAUUUAUUCUAUAUCUGGCAAAUGGCUGUAGUUACUGCCAUUUAUGGAAAAAUAUUUUUAAGUAUAAGGUUAAUACAUAAGCCACAGUGGAUGAUACCACUUUUAUAUUCACUGUUGUUAGAAGUUUUCAAGUUGCUGGUUUGUGAUGAAUCUAAAUCAUUUCUCCUGUUGCUCAGUUAUUGUCACUUACAUGCAUUGUACCACAGAGCAAAGUGUCAAUGCCAUUGAAAAUACAGAAGUCAUUCAUUAUAUGGCUAUCUGAUUGCAUUUAUAUUCCAAGAUGAACUCCUUUUUUGUACAUACUAAAGGUAAAUUUUGGGAAAUAUGUUUUAAAAUGUAUUAUGUACCUGAAGGUCUAACCUCUUAAUAGUUUCAUAGAACCUUUUUUUAGUUUUUGAUACCAUUAUCCAAUUGGUAACAUGAUCCUAAGCUUUUGUAUCAAAUUAUGUAACAGGGCCUUCCACAAUUCAGUGUGCCUUAUUGUGGUUGAUGUAUUGUUGUGAUGAAACAAGAUGUGUGUAAAAGUAAAAACAUCUAGGUAUAAAUCAUCUAGUGAUGAGUACCUUUGAACCUGAGGUAUUGCCACUCUAUUUCAUUAGAAUGUUUUACAUACUUGUUGUUUAAAACUCUGU